Messenger RNA from Mesocricetus auratus (golden hamster), 1208 nucleotides. It is a transcript of the gene Rpp40, whose product is annotated as ribonuclease P/MRP subunit p40. The record is from RefSeq and is a predicted model, not a curated record. NCBI's taxonomy places the organism in Eukaryota, Metazoa, Chordata, Mammalia, Rodentia, Cricetidae. Bases 106 to 1185 code for a protein of 359 amino acids. Gene Ontology annotation, cellular component: multimeric ribonuclease P complex; ribonuclease MRP complex. Gene Ontology annotation, molecular function: ribonuclease MRP activity; ribonuclease P activity. The transcript has 9 exons. Gene Ontology annotation, biological process: tRNA 3'-end processing; tRNA 5'-leader removal; endonucleolytic cleavage in ITS1 to separate SSU-rRNA from 5.8S rRNA and LSU-rRNA from tricistronic rRNA transcript (SSU-rRNA, 5.8S rRNA, LSU-rRNA).
GCUCACUCUACUCCUAUCCAGUGCCCCUAGGAACUGACAACGGAGAGGAAGGAAGGACGGGUUAGAGGCGUGGCGAAGGAAGAGGCGUGGCAUCAGAAAGGGCAAAUGGAGCUGCGUGAAGCUCCCCGGCACUUAAUGGUCUGUGAGAAAUCCAACUUCGGCCACGAAAAGUCUCGUCAUAAGCAUCUCGUGGAGACGCAUUAUCACAAUUACAGGGUUUCUUUUCUUGUUCCUGAAUGUGGGAUGCUAUCAAAAGAGCUGAAAAACCUGGUGAUGGAAAUUGGUCCCUAUUACUCUGUGAAGAACUUACCUCUUCAUGAAUUAGUUACACAUGAGUUCAUCCACACCUUUGUAAAGAAAGGUUCAUUCUCUGCACUAACAUACAACACAAGUAUUGAUGAGGAUAAUACUGCUGCCCUCCUACCAAAUGGGAAAUUAAUUUUGUCACUCAACAAAGAUACUUAUGAAGAAACUGGACUUCAAGGUCAUCCAUCUAGGUAUUCUGGCAGAAAAACUAUGAAGUUUAUUGUUUCCAUUGAUUUAGUGGAUUUAUCCGCUAACCUGGAUUCUAAGAAGUAUGAAAGAGUAUCUUGGUCCUUCAAAGAAAAGAACCCUUUGAAGUUUGAUUUUCUUUUGGCUUGGCAUCAUACAGGUGCAGAAGAAUCAACAAUGAUGUCAUACUUUUCCAAAUACCAAAUUCAGGAGCAUCAGCCAAAAGUGUCAUUGAGCACAGUGAGAGAGCUGCAGUGCCCGGUGCUGCAGAGCAGCUCCCUUGCAGGAGAGCCGGAGGAGGCCUGCAGUGCCCUGGAGCUCUUUGACUGGCUCGGCGCUGUCUUCUGCCAUGCGGACCUAGAUAACCAGCCUUAUAAUUUUAUAUCAACCUACCGCUGUCCCCAGCCAAGCACAGUGGUAGCCCAAGCUUGUCUAUGUACAGUCACUGGUUUCAUACUGCCAGAGAAGAUAAACGUCCUUCUGGAACAGCUGUGUCACUACUUUGAUGAGCCAAAGUUAGCCCCAUGGCUCACCUUGUCAGUUCAAGGCUUUGCAGACAGCCCUGUUUCAUGGAGAGAGAACGAACAUGGCUUCCAAAAAGGAGGAGAGCACUUAUACAACUUUGUGAUAUUUAGCAAUCAGGACUAUUGGCUUCAGAUGGCUGUUGGGGCAAAUGAUGACUGUCCACCAUAAGAUAAUACAAAAUUUAAAACUGA